This is a messenger RNA of Histoplasma mississippiense, 771 nucleotides long. RefSeq lists its product with no specific name. Gene Ontology annotation, molecular function: gamma-glutamylcyclotransferase activity; glutathione specific gamma-glutamylcyclotransferase activity. The coding region runs from base 1 to 771 and encodes 256 amino acids. The transcript has 5 exons. NCBI's taxonomy places the organism in Eukaryota, Fungi, Ascomycota, Eurotiomycetes, Onygenales, Ajellomycetaceae. Gene Ontology annotation, cellular component: cytoplasm. Gene Ontology annotation, biological process: glutathione catabolic process. The record is from RefSeq and is a predicted model, not a curated record.
AUGAAGGCUAUGUUCGACGGUUCUGGCAGCAACGUGACCAUAAACCAAUCAACUCCAAACCCUCCACAGUUUGGGGGCGCAGCUUAUCACAUCCCCGCCUCCCACGCAGAGGAAGUCCAUGCCUACCUGGACGAUAGAGAAAUAGACGGCUACACAGUCCACUUCACCCCCUUCUACGCUACACCAUCUGCCACUACCACCACUAACGACAGCAGCAGUUCUACUGCUAACAAUGUCACAUCUCAAACAUCCCCCAUAACUUGCAUGGUCUACAUCGGUCUCCCCACAAACACACAAUUUCUCCGCAACCCCGCAGACCGUGACCCUGACAACAUCGCGCGCGUCAUCAGCCAGAGCUGCGGCCAGAGCGGCGAGAAUCGUGAGUAUUUGUACUUAUUAGAGAAAGCGCUGGAAGGCCCUGAGUUUGCUAGGGGAGUGAACGGGAAUGGGGAUGGGAAUGGGAAUGGAAGUGUUGCGGAUAGCCAUGUAGCUGAUUUGGCGAGGAGGGUGCGGGCUAUUGAGGGGAAGGAGAUUAGUGAAGUGGAUCGAAAGAGAAGUGAGAUUGUGUUGGAGCAUUUGCCUGGGCCGGAGCUGGGGAGGGAGGAGAGGCCGAUAAUGUGGAAUUUUGUGUCUAUAACACCAUAUGGUGGACAUAGGGAUUUAUGGGACUGGAAAGGCGAAGAGAAGAAAAAAUGUAAAACAGGAAACAGGACGAGGCUAAAGAUUUGCCAGUCCCUUGGUCGGCGUGGAAAUCAUCGAUACCUCGCAUAA